UCUCUCUCUCUCUCUCUCUGAACAAAGCACAAGGAAAUGACGCCCUUUUACCUCCUCCUCUUCCUUGUUUUCCUCAACAUUGCAACCUCGGAAUCAAAGCUCACGGUCGACUACUACAAGAAGACAUGCCCCGGUCUCCAAGACAUCAUCCGGCAAGUCGUCACCGACAAGCAGAUCGCCUCCUCCACCACCGCCUCCGCCACCCUCCGCCUCUUCUUCCAUGAUUGCAUGGUAAAUGGUUGCGAUGCGUCCGUCCUCAUCUCCUCCAACUCAUUCAACACCGCCGAGCGCGAUGCCGAGAUCAACCUCUCCCUCCCCGGUGACGGUUUCGAGGUCGUCACGCGUGCCAAAACCGCUCUCGAGCUCCAAUGCCCUGGCGUCGUCUCGUGCGCGGAUAUCCUCGCCCUCGCGGCCCGCGACCUCGUGACCAUGGUCGGCGGCCCCUACUACAACGUCCGCUUGGGCCGCAAGGACGGCUUCAUCUCAAAAGCAUCCGAAGCCGAGGCUGCCUUGGCGAAGCCGACGAUGCCCCUGAAUCAAAUCAUCAGCAUCUUCCAGUCGCGGGGGCUCAGCCCGCAAGAGAUGGUGGCUCUGAGCGGGGCGCACACGAUCGGCUUCACGCACUGCAAGGAGUUCAGCCAGAGGCUGUUCAAUUUCAGCAAGAAAUCGGACUACGACCCCACGCUCUACCCCAAGUACGCGGAAGGGCUGAGGAAGCUGUGCGAGAACUACACGAAGGAUCCCACGAUGUCGGCAUUCAACGACGUGAUGACCCCGAACAAGUUCGACAACAUGUACUACCAGAACCUCCAGAAAGGGCUGGGGCUGCUGGCCUCGGAUCAAGCGAUGGCGGUGGACAAGAGGACGAAGCCGUACGUGGACCUGUAUGCGGCGAACCAGACGGCCUUCUUCCAGGCGUUUGCUCGCGCCAUCGAGAAAGUGAGCGUGUAUCAGGUGAAGACGGGGAGCAAGGGAGAGGUGAGGCACAGAUGCGAUGCUUUCAACUCGCUCAAGACUUGAGAGCUGAAAAAGGUUUGAUGGAUGUACGAGUAUUGUAGUAACCAUGUGAUGACGAGGACAUAAAAGCUAAGCAAAGCAAACACCAAUGUUGAUGAGAUGAAUGGCAAAUGGU
Molecule: messenger RNA, 1132 nt
Organism: Rhodamnia argentea
Lineage: Eukaryota; Viridiplantae; Streptophyta; Magnoliopsida; Myrtales; Myrtaceae
Product: peroxidase 31-like
Exons: 2
Coding region: 37-1020 (327 amino acids)
Biological process (GO): hydrogen peroxide catabolic process; response to oxidative stress
Molecular function (GO): peroxidase activity; heme binding
Source: RefSeq, a predicted model, not a curated record